Messenger RNA from Eruca vesicaria subsp. sativa (arugula), 1587 nucleotides. The record is from the annotation of a GenBank genome assembly. NCBI's taxonomy places the organism in Eukaryota, Viridiplantae, Streptophyta, Magnoliopsida, Brassicales, Brassicaceae.
GGUAAUCUUCCUCUAUCGACGGACGCUCACUCCCACAUCUCGCUCUUUCCUCUUCCUUCACCAUUCUUCAUCAUUCCCAAAUCAAAAGCAUCAUCACUAGAUCUCUAUCUGCGAAAAGCUUCACGAACAAUGUCUUGGCCUACGGAAUCCGAGUUAACUGCCAUUAAAGAGACAGUGUCCAAGAUGACGGGGAGAGAUAGGGAGGAAGUUAGAGUGGUGGUAGCGCCGUAUCGUAUAUGUCCUUUGGGAGCUCACAUUGAUCACCAGGGUGGAGCUGUAUCGGCUAUGACGAUUAAUAAAGGGAUCCUUCUUGGUUUUGUUCCAUCGGGCGAUACUCAGGUCCAGUUACGUUCUGCACAAUUUGAAGGAGAAGUAUGUUUCAGAGUAGAUGAAAUCCAGCACCCAAUAGGCCUAGCAAAUAAAAAUGGUGCAGCAAAGGAUAAAAGCAUCUGGGGCACUUAUGCCAGAGGAGCGCUUUAUGCGUUACAGAUGAGCAAGAAGAAUCUCAAACAGGGCAUUGUUGGCUGCAUCAGUGGCUCUGAUGGGCUAGAUAGUUCUGGGCUUAGUUCAUCAGCUGCUGUUGGUGUGGCAUACCUGCUAGCUUUAGAGAAUGCAAACGAAUUGACUGUAUCCGCAACAGAGAAUAUCGAAUAUGACAGGCUUAUUGAGAAUGGGUACCUGGGUCUGCGGAAUGGAAUUUUGGAUCAAUCAGCUAUUUUGCUAUCGAGUUAUGGGUGUCUAACAUACAUGGACUGCAAGACGAUGGACCACAAGCUCAUACAGGGUCCUGAACUGGAGAAACCAUUCAGGAUAUUGUUGGCAUUCUCAGGCCUGAGGCAGGCAUUGACCACCAACCCAGGAUAUAAUCUGCGGGUUGCCGAAUGCCAAGAAGCUGCGAAAGUUCUCUUGACUGCAUCUGGGAACAGCGAGCGGGAACCUACCUUGUGCAAUGUUGAUCAUGCGGUCUAUGAAGCUCACAAGCAUGAGCUGAAAUCGGUUUUAGCUAGAAGAGCGGAGCAUUACUUCUCGGAAAACAUGCGGGUUACUAAAGGAUUGGAAGCAUGGGCUACAGGCAAUCUUGAAGAAUUUGGAAAGCUAAUUUCAGCGUCAGGCUUGAGCUCUAUCGAGAAUUACGAAUGCGGUGCGGAGCCACUGAUUCAGCUAUACAAGAUUCUACUAAAGGCACCUGGUGUAUAUGGAGCACGGUUCAGUGGUGCAGGCUUCAGGGGAUGUUGUCUAGCCUUUGUGGAUGCAGAACAAGCUGAGGCAGCUGCUUCGUAUGUGAAGGAUGAAUAUGAAAAGGCCCAACCCGAGUUUGCCAAGAAACUGAAUGGAGGUAAACCUGUUCUCAUCUGUGAAGCUGGUGACUCUGCUCGUGUUCUCUGAUCAAACUGGAAGUCUUGUUCCCUCGAGUGCUCUGUUAUAUGUUUUCUUGAUUCUUGCUUCUUCAUCUCUUUUUGAUUCUCUCUCUCUGUGAGAUUCUCUGGUCUUUCUAGUCAAGAGUUAUAGAAAUGGAGCAUGGAUUGAUACGUUUCUUUUGUUACCAACAGUUUGACAAUACAUAAUGUAAAUCAUCUAAUCCUAUUU